This is a messenger RNA of Capsella rubella, 2286 nucleotides long. Its product is annotated as serine/threonine protein phosphatase 2A 55 kDa regulatory subunit B' delta isoform. Gene Ontology annotation, cellular component: protein phosphatase type 2A complex. Gene Ontology annotation, molecular function: protein phosphatase regulator activity. Lineage: Eukaryota; Viridiplantae; Streptophyta; Magnoliopsida; Brassicales; Brassicaceae. The coding region runs from base 595 to 2025 and encodes 476 amino acids. Gene Ontology annotation, biological process: signal transduction. The transcript has 3 exons. The record is from RefSeq and is a predicted model, not a curated record.
AUUUGAAUCUUAAUGCUGUUGAUACAUUGGUUAUGACUUAUUACUAAAACUAAAAACACUGUCGAGAUGUUGUUGUUCCUUUCCUUGUGCGGUUAGUGAAAUUUUUCUCUGGUCUUAGGGUCUUCUCUCAGUCACCAUCCUCUCUUUCUCUCUCUUCUACUCUCUACUCUCUAAUCUUUAUCCAUUCUCUCUCUUCUCUCUAAUCUCUAUGCCAACGAAGCAAUAGCUAUGAAAAGCUAAACCCUUUCUUCUUCUUCUUCUUCUUCUGCUGUCUUUGUAGUUCGAUUGGCUAGAUUACUUGGGUCAGACCCAAGUUUGCUUCUUUCUAUGAUUCAUCAAGUCCAGAUCUUGCUUUCCGGGUCCAGAAACGAUUCAAGCGCUUCGUUCAUGAUAUAAAGUUACUACCUUUAUUUGCUUCUGGGUCAUGGUGUUGUCUGCUUUUCGACUUUUGCUUUUGUCUGGAUGAUUCAUAAUCUCUGAGAUCUAGUAAUAAGAGAUUAUGUUCACAAGAGUUGUACUUAUGCGUGUGAUGGAGAGCUAAAGAAUCCGAUCUGAGCUCUACUCGUUCGAGGAAGUUGACUAAAUAGAUCGAAGAUGUUUAAGCAGAUACUUGGGAAGCUUCCAAAGAAACCUUCUGCUAAGUUUUGGGAUAAUGGUGAAUCCCAAACUGCAGAUAACAACAGUCAAGGAGGUGAUGAAGUUUUGAGUCAGAGAUCAAAUGGAGAUAGCACGGAUUGUGUUUCUUUUGAUGUAUUGCCAAGGUUGAGAGAUGUUUCCAUCUCUGAGAAGCAGGAACUGUUUCUUAAGAAGCUUAGACUAUGUUGUGUAGUGUUUGAUUUCGUGGUUGAGCCUCAACAGAACAUCAAGGAGAAAGAGAUCAAAAGGCAAACACUUCUUGAAGUUGUGGAUUAUGUUAUCUCUUCAGGUAAUGGGAAGUUUACUGAAUUAGUUAUUCAAGAAUCUACGAAGAUGAUUUCGGCGAAUCUCUUUAGUAAUUCUCAUCGACAAUGGAAGAGCAAAACACCUGAAGCAUUGGAUUUGGAAGAAGAAGAAGGAUCUCUGAAUCCUUCUUGGCCUCACUUGCAGAUUGUUUAUGAGUUCCUUCUAAGAAUCGUCGCAUCUCCCAACACAGACCCUAAGAUAUCCAAGAAAUACAUCGAUCAUACAUUCGUUCUGAAGCUAUUGGAUUUGUUUGAUUCUGAAGAUCCGAGGGAAAGAGAGUAUCUGAAAACGAUACUUCACAGGAUCUACGGGAGGUUUAUGGUUCAUCGCCCGUUCAUCAGGAAAACUAUGAACAACAUCUUGUAUGAUUUUAUAUUCGAGACUGGGAAACACUCAGGAAUCGCCGAGUUUCUUGAAGUUCUAGGAUCCAUCAUAAAUGGAUUCGCUUUACCACUCAAGGAAGAACACAAGCUCUUCCUUACUCGUGUCUUAAUUCCUCUACACAAACUGAAAUGCUUACCAAAUUACCAUCAGCAGCUUUCUUACUGCGUUAUACAGUUUGUUGAGAAAGAUUGUAAGCUGGCGGAUACAGUUAUUAGAGGGAUGUUGAAGUACUGGCCUGUUACUAAUAGCUCUAAAGAAAUUAUGUUCUUGAAUGAAUUGGAGGAGAUAUUAGAAGCAACUCAAUUAACAGAGUUUGAACGGUGUAUGAUUCCGCUCUCUCGCCAAAUUGCUCAGUGCUUAAGCAGUUCUCACUUUCAGGUAGCGGAACGGGCUUUAUACUUAUGGAACAACGAUCAUGUCACUAAUUUGGUGAGACAGAACAGCAGAAUCAUUUUACCAAUAGUGUUUCCCGCUUUGGAGAAAAACGGUAGCAGCCAUUGGAAUCAGGCUGUGAAGAACUUGACCGAGAAUGUUCUCAAGGUUUUGUCCGAUACAAACCCAGACUUAUUCGAAGAAUGUUUGCACCAGUUCCAAGAAGAUCAGCAAAAAGCUGAAGAUACUAAAAAGAAGAAUGGAGAAACCUGGAGACAGCUAGAGGAGAUUGUUGCCUCAAAAGGACACACAUCAAUGGCGAAGUAAGAGUUUUUCUACACCUUACCCGAUGCAACAACAAUCGGUUUAUUGUUUUGUUUUGUUUUCUUUUCUUUUCUUUACGCCUGAAAGGUAUAUACAUUUACAUUGCUUUGCUUGCUUCAAGUCGCUGGUUUCAUCUUCAAGACUAGUUUAAUUCAGUUAAACAGUGUGGGAUUUUAGCCAAAUGUUGUUGUCCUCUUUCAGUUCUUGAUUUGUCUGUAUACUUCGUUCAUGUAAACAUCUUGUUAUGAAAACAAAAAAUUUCUA